AUGAAGCAGCUACAGUCGGUUGGCCGGCCCGUGUCGUCCAGCGCGCUCAUGUCGCUGCUGGAGGUAUACGACUCGUCCGAAUGGCACGAGAUCGCCAGCCAAGAUCUGCCUGCCUUACCCUCGAAGGCGAAGUCCGCCGGCACAGUGGACAACGCGAAGCUGCUUCGCAGCGGCAAGGAGCUGAUGGCAGUGCUUGCUCGUGCGUAUUCGCGUCACGUAUGCGACACAGACACUGAGAAGGCGUGGAUGCGCGCAGUCGCUAAAGACCCCUUCAUCCCUCCGGACAAGAAGAACACCGCGACUCUAUGCGACUCGCUGGACGCCAUGGCUGUCCUCGCGAGCGAGAGCUGCGCGUUGAACUACAAGUUUAUCACCUUGCUGCUGGGCAUGUGCCAGAACACGGCGACCCGUGUGAUGCUGUGCUCGAUGGAGCGUAUGCACGCCCUUUUCAUGGAGGUGCUGCCGGGGCGAAAACUGCGCUACAUCGACCAACUGGACGCCAGCAGACAACGCUAUUUGCAGCAUCACUUGUUAACGUGGGAGAAAGGCGGCGCCGCAACGUGGGACAGCUUGGAGCCGCUCGCUCGGGUGGUGUUGCAUGUGUUGUGUUUCGAGGACUUUCUCAAGGGAGCCUACGCUGCCUUCAUCCAGCUGGUGACCGAUCAGUUGGAUGGCGGCCCCCCGUUCGUGCAGCGUAAGAUGCUCCAUUACGUGCUCGAGAUGCUAGCCAAGAAGCCAGAGCAGGAGGGUUUGCUUCUGGACAUCCUUGUGGGCCGUCUGUUUUCAAACGACUUGAAGCUUUCCGCGAUGGCCUCCGCGAAGUUGACCUCGCUUUUGGAGUGCCACGGUGGAAUGAAGGACAUCGUCGUUCGCCGUGUGGGCUCGAUGCUGCUGGGCUCCAUUGGUAAGGUGCACACGACGUUCGCGUCGCACAACGACGCUGCUGCAACCAAGAAGAAAAAGAAGCGUCGAUCGAAGGCUUUGCCGAGCGAGUUGAUUCCCAUUUUGCGGAGUAUCCAUCGCGGGGUUCUGUUUUUGACCGAGAUCCACUUCACCCGUAAAGACACGAAGGCCACAUCUGAGGCUCUGAAGUGCUACAUGUGCGUGCUGUCGUUCAUUUUCAAACCGUCCACUGGCGACAAGCGGUCCCGCCUGCUUCCCACGUACGAGUACGAUGAGUUUUCGCGCAUCAUCCGCUGCAUCUCCAGCGGCCUAGAGCGCUGCAUCAGCUUGGUGCGUCAUCGCGAGGGCAGUUUCGACAUCUUUGACUACGGCUCUGGGGAAGGCGAUGCGUCCCGCGAGUCGAUGGAGAAGAGCAUCGCAUCACUGUUCCGCGCUGCGCGUAAACCCAUCUCCUGCUCCACUAACAUCGGUCUGCUGUCGCUGAUUGCCCAGAUCCAACGUUCAGAGGAUCGUUUCUACAACCUGCUGUACGAGCGCAUACUUGACAUUCGCAUGUACGCGGCGGUAAACCGUCGAGCGCUGCUAACGCUGGCUGCCAAUUGCAUGUCAAACGACAAGGAUACCUGUCGUGUGGCGGCUUUCGUGAAACGUCUGCUUCAGGUUUGUUGCAUCUUGGGUUGUCGCUCACAUUCGUCAGGUUGCGUCGUGUAUUGUGGGCGCCGGGGUGUGCACGGUCAUCUCCCGAAUAUGCCGCGGCGCAAUAUGCGCAAAUACACCGCUUCAUGCGAUGAUAAGGGCUGCGGGUGA
Molecule: messenger RNA, 1710 nt
Organism: Babesia bigemina
Lineage: Eukaryota; Apicomplexa; Aconoidasida; Piroplasmida; Babesiidae
Exons: 5
Coding region: 1-1710 (569 amino acids)
Cellular component (GO): nucleus
Source: RefSeq, a predicted model, not a curated record